AUGGCCGAGAGCGGCUGCGGCGGGAUACGACAGCAGCAGCAGCAGUGUGGCAACACGCGAGACGCCCUUUUUUUCCCGAGACCUGCUGCUGCUGACCACCGAGUCGUCGACACCUCUCGUUUUUUGUUUUCGCUCUCGUUUCGUUGCGAGUGGAACAACAACGUAGCUCUCCGAGUGCAAGCUCUACGAGCGCGUCGUGUCGUCGUUGCGUUCUUCGUACGCACACCGGCUGCUGCAGAGGCAUCCCGGCAGAAACGGAGAGGCAGAAGUGGCGGUGAUACGUUGGAAGCUGAAACUGGUGAGGGAGUUAUUGCCAUGACUACCACAGGAGCCCAGUACGCUCUAGCAGCAUCCACUGGGGCUGGCAAUACUGGUGGGGGCAGUACAGCAGUGGGGGUUGAAAAGCCAAGUGUCGUAGUUGUCACUACUUCUAAUUCUAAUGGCAGUGCAAGCGCUGCUCAGUCACAAUCCACUUGUACUCAACAACUGAUCACUGUUGUUACCAGUGAUCCAUCCAGUCCUAAUAGCUUACAGCCUAUUCAGUUACUAGUGCAAGAUUCUCUGGAUGCUACAGGAGAUUCAUCAAAUGGAUCUUCUAGUACACAAGCACACGUAACAGCACAAGUAGUUGUUAAUACUACACAUUCAGGUCAGCACACUCUAGUAGAUUCUGAUGCUGCAUCUACCUCUACUGGCACAAUAGUUAGUGGUUCGCCUCAUUACAUCACUGUUACAGGCACCAACGAGCCUUCGACAUACGCGUCCCUCACAACUGCUGUAGUACCAGGAGACGCCGACGCUGUGGGGUCCGAGUCGGUCGCUCAUCCUACCUUUGUACAGUAUGUCGAGGGAGAUGGAUCCACGUAUAUACCGACGAAUGGACAGAUGACAUAUCCAGUGUAUGCUGUGGGUGAGGCGGGAACAAUGUACACUCCCGCCUCGAACCAAUAUUACACUUCAGCCUCCACCCCAGUCACUUAUGCACAAGUCACAGGCUCAACUACAACGGGUCAAUUGUUGUCACAAGGCAACGGGACCUACCUGAUCCAGCAAAGCGUCGUUGAAGGCGACCCAACUCAUACAUUAAUAUCAGCUGCAGCAGCUCGCGCAAGUCCUCAAACUGAAAGUGCCGAAGCAGUGGUGAGUGGUGGUGGCGGUGCGUACUUGAUAAGUGGCAAUUCGGCGAGUGCGCCACAGCCGCAAGCUCAGCCGACGCAGUCGACGGUCGAGGAUGCGGCCACCGCCGCGGCUAACAUGACCCACGCGACUAGGGUGUCCCAGGCCACCGUGCAAUGGCUGUUGGAAAACUACGAGACAGCUGAUGGAGUGUCUUUGCCACGUUCGACGCUCUAUAAUCACUAUCUCCGUCACUGUUCCGAUAACAAAUUGGAUCCGGUGAAUGCAGCUAGUUUUGGUAAACUCAUUCGCUCUGUAUUUUUGGGUCUACGCACAAGACGUCUUGGAACUCGCGGUAACUCAAAAUACCAUUACUAUGGUAUCCGAGUUAAACCAAGCUCUCCACUAGUACAUUUAAACGAGGACGGCACGUCACGACAGCAGCCAACAUCAAAUUCACAAACGAACAAACGAGUCAAGUUCGUCAAUCAAAAACAGUCGGAAACAGUUUAUGAGUCUAACAAUACACAAAUGAACAACAACGCAGCGAACGUUUCACCGAACGCAACGUCACCGCAGUAUCACCAAUAUCUCGGUGAAGCAAGCUGCGCGAUACCUGAAUUCCCCGAAAUUAUCGUUCACGGGUCUCUUCACGAAGACUGUACUCUUGAAGAUAUCGAUACUUUUAGGAGUAUCUAUAGAGAGCAUUGCGAAGCUUUUCUCGACGCUGUACUGAACUUUGAAUUUGCUACGAUUGAAAGUUUAUGGCGUGAAUUCUGGCGUAGUCAGGAUAAUAAUAACGGGGAUGAGUGCGAGGAGGAAAAGUAUCUCUCAAAAACUAAACUUUAUCAAUUGUGCAAGUGCCCUGAAGUUCAAGACUUUAUCAGGAGAGUCGACUAUACGUUUUAUCAGAAUCUCGUUGAAGUGCUUAUGCCUGACGUUUUAAGGCCUAUACCAAGUCCUUUAACUCAAUCCAUUAGGAAUUUUGCUAAAGGGUUGGAAUCGUGGUUGACGUCUGCCAUGAAUGACUGUCCUGAAGAAAUGAUGCAGAUAAAGUUAACUGCUGUAUCAGCGUUUGCUCAAACUCUGCGACGAUACACAUCCCUUAACCACUUGGCGCAAGCAGCAAGAGCCGUAUUGCAGAACAACAGUCAGAUUAAUCAAAUGCUGGCUGAUCUUAAUCGAGUUGAUUUCCAUAAUGUACAGGAGCAGGCAUCCUGGGUUUGCCAAUGCGACUAUGCAGUUGUACAGCGCCUUGAAGCUGAUUUCAAAGUAACACUUCAACAACAAAACUCGUUGGAACAAUGGGCCGUUUGGUUGAAAGGAGUAGUAACGCAGGUGCUUCAGCCUUACGAGGGCAAACAAACAUUUGCUAAAGCAGCACGACAGUUCCUGCUCAAGUGGUCUUUCUACAGUUCGAUGGUUAUUAGGGAUUUGACACUACGCAGUGCCGCAAGCUUUGGCUCAUUUCAUCUGAUUCGAUUACUCUAUGAUGAAUACAUGUUUUAUCUGAUUGAACAUCAAGUUGCCCUUUCUACGGGUACCACGCCGAUAGCUGUUAUGGGAGAUAAGAGCCAGAAUGGUUCCAUGAUGAAUACAUUUGAAUCAAACGGAGAUGCGUCAAACAUGAACCCAUCGAAACGAAUGAAGAUGAGCUAACCAACCCUGUAACACACGCUCAAAGAAUUAGUAGACGAGGAUGAACAGUUGUUGGACAAAGUGUAUUUUUAGCACAAAUUUUUGCGAAACAGGCCUAUUUAUUGAUGCAAGCUAGUCUCACCUGAACGCAAACGUUUUUUAUGACAAAAAGUGCGAACAAAAGCCAACGUUUCUACACUUCGCUCACACCACCAACUAGAUAUCCGUUAAAAAAUAACGCUACUUAAUCAAUUUAUGUGAUAUAACAAGUAAAAGUACAUAAACGAUCACACUAAAAAGCCUUACGCGUAUUUUUUCGUAAAUACGCAUCACAUUUUUUCGGUAUAAUAGGAAGUUACUACAGCGUUUUGAUUUUCUGAGUUUUUCACAAGACUGGGACCAUUGAUAGAUCAGGUUCAAAAUAAAAGUCCAUCCUAAUAACUGGUAUAUUUAUAUUAAUAUAAUUGCUUGUUUUGUUGUGAAAUUACUUAAAUUUUUUAAUAUUUUAAUUUAUGAAAAAAAUUGUUUCGUUUUUCAUAAUUGAUGUGUGAACGUUUUUUUACUGGUAAAAUUGAAAAUUAUUGAAUAAGUUAUAAGUUUGAUAUUCUUGUUUUUUCAAUCUUGUGUUCUAAAAAUUCAUAGAACUUCUUGCGAAUCUACAGAAAUACCGUCAAAUCCGCCCUGUCGAUGACUUAUCAAAAUAUUCCUACAUAAUUAGAAAAAGAGUAUAACUAGAUGAUAUAAAUGUUUUAAGAUAAAAAAUUAACGAUAAAUCUCGAAGCAUCGAUAUUUUUUAUCAUAAAUGCAAUGGAAUACAAAUUUCAAAACAAAAAGAUUCUUAUAAGAGAAAGAAAAUUUGUUAAGUACAAAAAACAAUUCUUACGUUUUUGUAAAUAUUGAGGCAUACAGUUGUUAAAAUUGUUGUAUCAUGGAAAGAUAGUGACUGAACGCUAUAAUUAAUUGUCAAAAAAAAACCGUAAAAGUACUCAUUAAAAAAAAACAUCGUACUGUAAGAUAGGUUUAAAUCAUAAUUCAUAAUACAUGUUAAAUGUAUUUUGUUUAGAGCUGUUCAUAAAUAGUAGGCGGAAAAAAACAAUUUUUUUUCAACGCAGAAAAAACUUAAUUUUAUUUUUUGUAUAUUUACUAUAUAUCUGCGCAUAGGCACUCAAUAUUAACUGCAUGUGAGUACACUUGAAAGAUUAAAUUCAAGUACGAAGCGCACUCUUGAGAUGUAUGUAUCUUUAUGUACAUCUGCAUGAAUUCAAAGGUACUAAUUAUUAAAAUUAGAGAUAGAGCUUAAUUCCAAAAACAUCGAACAUUUUGAAGAAAAAAACGUGAAAUUUAUUUUUACAAUCGUUUUAGUAGCUUUUUCACGAUUCUUCAUUAUUCUAUAAAAACUCGUUCAUUGUGUACUUAACGAAUCACUACUCGAUCAAGAAGAAUCGACUCUAGUGAUGAACGCAUAUGUAGCAUUAUAUACUUUUUAAUAAAUAAGCUUAGCAAGAAUUUAUUUAUUAAAAAAAUGAAAAUGGCAUUGCAUACUAGUCAGAACUCCAUAGACUAAGUUAAAAACAGGGAUUGAAUGUUUCAACGAUAUGUUAAUCGUGAGUUGUAAUUAAAUAUUACAUUGUAAUUAUCAAUCGUAACUAUAGAAUAGACGAAUUGCGCUACUCGAUCAAGAGGACGCAAUUUCUAUACUAUAAUGAGCUUAUACAUGUAAAAAAAUAUACCUAAGUGUACCUAUAAUAUGAAACAGCUUAUUUUAAAAAUGGGGUGUAAAUGUUAUUACUGAUAAAAAAAGAAACUAACAACUUGAAAGUUGAUACAAGUUGUAGAUGUGGAUGAUCGAAGAAGAUAUAAAAGAAAUUAAUGUCACUGGAAACAUUGGCAUGCGAAAUGCAGGAAAAUUAAAAAAAACUCGCUCAUCUGUUAUUUUCAAUAAUGUUCUUCCUUCCGCAAAAAAGAAACUUGAUAUCUCUCUUGAAUGAGCGUAAAAGUGUAAUCUCAAAUCAAAAAAUCGUACUACAACAAUGGAUUUGUCAUUGUGACAGAUGUAACCCAAAUAAAACGGCCUUAAAUGAGUAAUCAUGUUCUUUCCUAAUUAGAAAUCUAAUUGCUCUAACAGGCAAGAAAAGUACUAAAAAAGUAUCUCUGAAAGUAUAAAUUAUCAUAAAAAAGUUGUAUUGUUUGCAAUAGUAACACGUAGCGAUCACGUUAUAUCAAUCUAUAAUUAACAUGUUACAUCAAUUCAACAAAUUAUCAAAUAAUAGUUGUAUUCUCGCAUGCAUUUUCAGGGGUAUUUUUAAUAAGGAGAGAAACAAAAAGCGUUGCAACAAUAACUAAAACGAAUUUUUUGGGUGGAAAUAUAUACAUAAAAAAUAUUUUGAUACUUCUCAAUUUGCAACAGAAAUCAAGAGGAUACUUAACGAUUAUUACUACUAAUUCUGUUAUAAAAAAACAAAACAAAUUGUGAGCCGCAAGUUUAAUUGAGAUUCCAUAAAGACAAGUGUGAGUGUGCGAAUUUUAAAAGAUAAAAAUAAUAUAUGUUUAAAAACCAAAGAUUCCUAUGUGUUAUAAAUAAACAUGUA
Messenger RNA from Phymastichus coffea, 5342 nucleotides. RefSeq names its product DNA-binding protein RFX2 (gene Rfx). Gene Ontology annotation, molecular function: DNA-binding transcription factor activity, RNA polymerase II-specific; RNA polymerase II cis-regulatory region sequence-specific DNA binding. The coding region runs from base 1 to 2775 and encodes 924 amino acids. The transcript has 16 exons. NCBI's taxonomy places the organism in Eukaryota, Metazoa, Arthropoda, Insecta, Hymenoptera, Eulophidae. Gene Ontology annotation, biological process: regulation of transcription by RNA polymerase II. The record is from RefSeq and is a predicted model, not a curated record.